AGACCCCACGACCCGCUUUGUUGUAAUUUGUUACCAACCCCUGGUUUUUUCUUUAAAGAAAAUCCCAAUUAUCAAACAACGCUAUUACUGGCCGUGUAAAUGUAACCAGCUCAAUUUUUGCUGUACUUAACAUAUUUCCGCAAAAAGUUUACUAUGGGUGUCUGCGAACACAUACUUAGCAUCAAAGUUUCUUAGCUCCAUGAUAAUUACUAUGUCAUGUGUUAACAAAAAUCUUAAACGGUGGCCUGUCUCUCUACACCUCGUGUGAAGGAGAUAGAAAGGCAACCUAUCCUAUCCUAUCCUAUAAUCUUAAACGGUGGUUUAUUUUUUUUCCGCAUUGAAUUUGAAAAACGUGCAUAAAAACGUGCACAUCCUGAAAACUAAUCAUGGAUUUUUCGCGCAUCUCCAUCGGAUGACGAUGUUAGCAUCGACGGCUUCUGGGGAGUCUUGGCUCCCUGCGCUACGUGGUUGUUCGCAGGCGCGACGGCGAAGACGAGCCGGGUCGACACAACGAAUUCCACCGCUGCAAGUUCUUGAUUUCCGGGCACGCGGUGGCUUCCUUCCUCCACCAGGUGCAAUAGCAGGCCGCUCGGCUACUCCAUGUUUCAUCCUGCUUUGUGCCUUUUUGCUCCCUCUGCCCGCAGCGGCACAGGACAAGAACACCAGCGAAACGGGAAUACUAUUAGUGGUGCUUUCGUUUGCAGGAAUCAUCCUUUUAGGCGCCUGCAUUGCAGCCAAGAGGUACGUGCGCACCAAUGUGGUGGGAGAUUCAAACGCGGAUAGAAUGUUCCAACUCGAGACGAAGCUGGAAAAUAUGGUGAUGCGUUGCGCGCACUUCGAUGCGCACUACGAUGUGGCGGUUGGAGCGAAAGGGCCACUGCAGCAUCCGACCUUAGACUCGCUAGACAAAACCGUGUGGAAAACGAGGGUCGUCGACAAAAGGCGGAAUUGCGGUAAAGCCUGGAUGCCAGAGCACGUUGAAUACGACAACAGCGGGAAUCCAGUAUUUGAUAUUUUUUUGCAAGUAGGCUCUAGUGUCGCUCCUAAAAGCCGACUCUUCGAGGAAUUAUCAGUUCGCGAUUGUUUUCUACUCCGUACGAUUUUCAUUAACAGUUUUUAUAAAAAAAUGAGAAACACGUAUAAUUUGAUAUGUUACAACUCUUCUAAGAAUCAGUCGAGCGAAAGCAAGUUAAGUAGAUCGUCACAAUGCUAGUCGAUCGUCCUAUUCUUAUCCAUGAGCCUAGUAGAAUUGGUCUAAGAAUACUCUAUCACAACAGAUUGUCUCUGGUAAGUUUAGCGGAUCCUAUCGUUUCGAGCUAGAUUUCACCGCCGGGAAGAGUGUGAAUAUUUCGGGCAUAGGAUUUGACGAAGCCGACGGGACCUCGCAAACCAAGGGUUUCUACGACGAAUCAACAGGCGUUAUGAUCUUCGAGGAAAAGUUUGAACGGACAGGCGACGACGGGGUAGAGAAAGUCCGGGCCAUGGUGGAGAUGGUUUUAUGGGCGACUCGAAACUAUAGCCUUUAUAUUUGGAGCAAAGUCGAUAAAAAAACAUUCCUUCUACCUCUAUCUAUACGACUUAGCGGAGUAUCAAAUACAAAACGUGAAUUUGCUGUCUACCUUUUUCCUGUUAUCUGCUUCAGUCGGGUACACCCGAAAUAUUGUUUGGAGAUGAAGAGGAGCAGUUGUACUACCUAAUAUGAAGGCGAGAUGGUCGGAUGCAAAAUAUCUGUCUCUCUCUGCUCUAAGAUUCGUUCUCGGCCACACUGGGCAGAUUCGUAGUAUGCGAGGCAAGGCAGUCCCGUCCACGAGAAUAAAACCAUCAGUUUUGCAGGUCGUAGAGAUCACGGAGGGCGACACGUAUGUGCCUCAGGAGCGUGCCUCUGCAGAAUGGGCCGCCGAGCACAGAAACACUUCUACACCGAAACGCAAGGGGCGUGUACCACCGAAGACGGCUGCUAUGCUACGGGGAAUGAGCACUGUCUUUUCUGGAGUGCCAAUUACAGUGGUACCUCUUUAUUCUACUCUCGUAAGUAGUUAGAGAUGAUCUAAGAAUUGUUUGGGGAUUUUGUAUUUACUCGCACUCAACAUUUACAUCUAGUUCAGCUUCUUCUACGCACAAGCAACUGCGUCACUCUUUCAUGCUUAGAGAUGAAGAGGCAAAAAGCAAAGAAUCCUUUAUAUAUUCCUCAACUUCAGGGUCCAACGAAAAUUACACCUGAGAAUGACUUCGCGGAGCGUGUCAAACGGGAAGAGAGGAGCGCUAUUCAAGUGCAAGCGGCUGCGCGGGGACGCAUGGCUCGUAAGAUGACUCAACCGCUGUUAGAAGAGCGCCGCGAGGCUGCGGUGAAAGCGAAUCGGAAAAAAAGAACCGACAUCAAAUUUUUCAGUUAAGGCCAGAAAAGCACAAGUAUCUAUUGUUGAGGACGCCCCGCUUAUUAUUUUCAUUUGAGUAAUUGCGCAGUGGGUGCCUGUUUUUGCUUACAAAGCAGCUCAAUGCCAUUUAUCUAACGCAAAAGGUAGGCGCUUCUCGUGCAUGUAAGAAAAUGUUUAUGUUUCAUCGCAUCUAGGACGAGAUUCUAUCUUAGAAGCAUCCUUAUGAAUUACUUACAAAUCUGGAAGUCCUAUUUUCUAAUUCUCCGAGGAUCUACAAGAAGUGCAAGUACAAAGAAAGAACGAGCCGAAAGUCCAUGCAGCUAUGCGCGGGAAAUAUGUUGAAAGCAUGGGCUCUGAGGACACGUGUGCGGUCAAAAUUCAGGCGGCGGCUCGCGGACGCAUAGUGCGGAAGAAAACUAAAAGUAUGGGCAGGGGAAUGGCAACGGGAACAUGA
Amoebophrya sp. A25 is the source of this 2829-nucleotide messenger RNA. The record is from the annotation of a GenBank genome assembly. Lineage: Eukaryota; Dinophyceae; Syndiniales; Amoebophryaceae.